UCUCCGCCUCCAUGCAGGUGCUCUGCUGAUCUUUCGCGUCCGCUCAUUUGGCUUUAUUUUCAUGCUAUUAUUUACACUGCACCGCUGCUCUAAAUGCAUUGAUUCUUAGAGCUCCGGCACACUUUCAUUCUUAUCCCCCUUCUUUUUCUCCCAUUUUUUGUUGGGGAGAAGAAAAGACUCCCACAACAAGCAUGUCUUAUCCUCAGGGUUACCUCUAUCAGCCUCCGGGCUCUCUGGCUCUCUACUCCUGUCCGACGGGAUACGGUGCUUCGGCUUUGACCGCCCCCAGGAGCGAGGAGUUGGCUCGGUCUUCAUCGGGCUCUGCCUUCAGCCCCUACCCCGGCUCGGCUGCCUUCUCUGCCUCAGCCAGCGGCUUCUCCAGCCCGCUGCCCUACUCCACCGACCCGACCACGGGGCUGCCGUCCUAUAUGGGUUCGCCGUAUGACACGCACGCAACGGGCAUGGCGGGAGCAUUGAGCUACCAUCCGUAUGGUACUCCCGGCUACCCCUACCAACUGAAUGACCCGGCCUACCGCAAGAAUGCCACGCGGGACGCCACGGCGACCCUGAAGGCCUGGCUUCAGGAGCACCGGAAGAACCCGUACCCCACCAAAGGCGAGAAGAUCAUGCUGGCCAUCAUCACCAAGAUGACCCUCACGCAGGUGUCCACCUGGUUUGCCAACGCCAGGAGGAGACUGAAGAAGGAGAACAAGAUGACGUGGGCCCCGCGGAACAAGAGCGACGACGAGGAGGAGGACGACCCGGAUGGUGAGAGGAAGGAUGAGCGCGCAGAGAAGAACCCUGACCACAGUGAAACAUCUGCCGAAGAUGAAGGCAUCAGUCUGCACGUGGACACCCUCACUGACCUCUCAGCAGAUUCGGAUGUGGAGAAGCCUGGCUGUCGGAUGGGUGACCUGGGCUGCGAGUCGGGAUCAGACUCCAAAGACAAAUACCUGGACAACCUGCGUGACAGCUCCGGAGAGGGCCGACUCAGAGGCCUAUCGCCCAAGUCCGUGACCCCGUCACCGCUGACAGGGGUGGAGGCCCCACUUCUAGGCCUGCAGCACCGAGAGGACCUUAGGAACAACAACACCAAGGGUUGCAUGGACAGCCGCGUCACGUCAGAGCAGCACAACCCGUCUGCCAAACCCAAACUCUGGUCUCUUGCGGAAAUCGCGACGUCGGACCCGAAGCAGCAGGUGGGACAGAGCACUCACCCGGCUGCCGGCCUGUUGACCUCCAGCACCUCACAUGCGACGCCUGGGAGCGCUCUAUACCCGGCCUCGUCGCUCCUGGGCCGGCCUAUCUACUACACCUCGGCGUUCUACAGUAACUACUCGAACUAUGGCAACUUUGGAGCUCUGCAGGGACAAGGCAUAUUGCGGUACAACUCGUCUGGUGUCGGUACAGACGGACUAGCCCAGUCUGUGCUCACAGUUAACGCGCUUCAGAAGCAUUGUGGUGGCGGUGGUGGUGGUGGUAGUGGUGAUCCACUAAUAAAAGCCAACCCAAACCACCUCGAGCAACACUUCAGAUCCGCACAUAUAGAAUCUAAGAAAGGUACGUAAAGAACCAGCCCUGCUUCUAUUGCUUUUUUUUUUACUUCCUCAGUUAUUGCGGUGUCUUUGGGAAAUAUAACUUUUUUGUUUACCCCGGAGCUGUCUGUAUUUGCAUUUGCACUCGUCAGAAGUAUUGACACAUUUGACUCGGUUUUGCGCAGUCUGUCAGAGCCUGGCCUAUAUGGUCACGGAGGAGCGACCGUGAGAGACAGCCCUUCGAUGUAGAAGCACCAUCUGCGCGGCUGCGUUUUGCUUUUGCGUGGCCAUCACUAGGAAAGCCAUGACCACGACCACGUCUGGGACUAAAAGCAAAAGUGUAAACUGUGGCGGCUGUGUUUUUUUCCCAGCUAGCCCCAUGCACGGGUGUGUGCACUCAGUACACAGUAUGUAGGAUCCCUCUCCCUCUCGCUCUCAGAUUGGAGGGGGCAUGUUCGAGUAAAAGUCCUCGGGUGUUGUCUUCGCUUGUAGGUGACACGGGCUCUCACUGUAGACAAACAUAGUGUAUGUAACAAUUAUAUAUGCUACUGAUAUUAUCUAUGCAAUUAUUAUUUGACAAACCUCAUAGUAUAUGGGAUGUUUUUAAGAGUUUUAUUUAUUUCCUGUCCCCCACCCUUUGCGCUUCAACAUGUAUGACCCAAGAGCUAUAGGCUGGCCUGAAAAGUGCAGUGGCCCAUAAUACUGCACAUGUCUGGGCAUGGUAGGGUCCUGGCAUGGUCCUCUCCUGCCCCUGAUGCCGACACUUAUUUGCAAUGUCACGCACUUCCUUUCUCCACGUCUCUGCUGCAAGAUGCGGACUGACGUGACUUUCUAUUUCCUUGGUCCACAGGUAGGUGUCACACUUGCUUUGAAUAAGGCGCUUGAG
This is a messenger RNA of Engraulis encrasicolus (European anchovy), 2421 nucleotides long. It is a transcript of the gene irx2a, whose product is annotated as iroquois homeobox 2a. The transcript is spliced from 3 exons. The record is from RefSeq and is a predicted model, not a curated record. Lineage: Eukaryota; Metazoa; Chordata; Actinopteri; Clupeiformes; Engraulidae. Gene Ontology annotation, biological process: regulation of transcription by RNA polymerase II; cell development; neuron differentiation. Gene Ontology annotation, cellular component: nucleus. Gene Ontology annotation, molecular function: DNA-binding transcription factor activity, RNA polymerase II-specific; RNA polymerase II cis-regulatory region sequence-specific DNA binding. The coding region runs from base 192 to 1568 and encodes 458 amino acids.